AUGCCCGCAUUUGUAGCUGUCAUGGAAUCGUCUGGGUCUUCAGUCACCGAGUCCACCGACAUCAUCAAACCCGACGAUCCCUUCUCGGGUCCCCUAAAGUCUGUCGCGCCCUGGAAUUACACUUUCCUCGCGUGUCUGAUGUUCAUAGUGACGUCACUCUCUCUGACAGAGAACUUUACUGUGAUGCUCGUAACCUUUAGAUACAAACAGUUGAGAAAGCCGUUGAAUUAUAUCAUCGUCAAUUUAUCUGUUGCUGACUUUCUAGUUUCACUUACAGGAGGCACCAUAAGUUUUUUAACUAAUGCGCACGGCUACUUCUUCCUGGGCGUCUGGGCGUGUGUGCUGGAGGGAUUUGCCGUCACUUUUUUCGGGAUUGUGGCGCUGUGGUCUUUGGCAAUCCUGGCAUUCGAGCGUUUUUUUGUGAUCUGUCGGCCUCUAAAAGACGUCCGGUUGGGUGGCAAACAUGCAGCUAUGGGUCUUGUUUUUGUAUGGAUCUUCUCCUUUAUAUGGACCUUUCCGCCAGUUGUGGGCUGGAACAGUUACACAAUCAGCAAAAUUGGCACCACCUGUGAGCCUAACUGGUACUCCACUGAUUACUAUGACCACACUUAUAUCAUCACCUUUUUCACCACCUGCUUUAUCCUUCCUCUCGGUGUGAUCAUUAUCUCAUAUGGUAAACUUAUACAGAAACUCAGAAAGGUAUCAAACACACAUGGAAGGCUGGGUAACGCACGUAAGCCUGACCGUGAGGUGGCACGGAUGGUCAUUGUGAUGAUAAUAGCAUUCAUGGUUGGAUGGACGCCUUAUGCAGCGUUCUCAAUUACUGUCACCGCUUGUCCCACAAUCCACAUUGAUCCUCGCCUGGGCUCUAUUCCGGCCUUCUUCUCCAAGACAGCAGCUGUAUAUAAUCCCAUCAUCUAUGUGUUCAUGAACAAACAGUUCAGGAAGUGUCUGAUCCAGAUGUUCAAGGGCAAUGGCACCAGUUUGAACUCAACCAAUUUAAAUCAGACAUCAGACAAAGGGGCCAUCACUGCAACAGCUGACAGUCACCUCGUGGAGAUGUCCACUAUUGCUGCCCGCGUUCCCAUUUCCAUGUGCCAUGUGGAAAAAAGUGAGGAGGAUGAGGAAGAGGAGGAGUCAGACUAGAAUGGGAAUGGAGGUCCAAAGCAACUAUCUGUAUCUGAUAGCCGAGUCUGUCCUUAGUAAAAGAGCUAAUCGGAUUACCUGUACCAGUCUAACCCCCACUAUUAUUCUAAUCUGUUGUCUUAGUCUAACCUGUAGAGUGCAGUUGUUACCUCUAAGGGAGUGUAUGUGAAAAUGCAUAGUUUGUGUUUUUAUAUGUUCUCUGUUGAUGUUUGUAUGUUGUGCCCAUGUGCAAUCAAUCUUGGUGUAUGUAUGCUCUUGUCAGCAUGUAAAUCACGCAUACAUCCAAUACAUUUCUGUGCUGUCGUCUGAGAGUGAGUUGCUGACUGUUAAUAUAUGGAGACGUUUACAGAUGUUUUUACAAAAUUUUAAAGAACAAAAGUUUCAUCAUAAAAUUUAUAUGAAAGACUAAAAACGUAUUAGUAUUAUCGUAAUGGUCUGAUAAUAUUGCCACUCUAAUAAUAUUUCUCAUCUAAUAAUCUUUAUGGAAAAAGUAGGUUUGACUUGAAAUUUUGAUAAGCCACUUUAAAAGUAAUUGUAAAAUGACUAUAAACACACACCACUUAUUCUAUGUAUUCUAUGUAAUGCACCACAUUGGUAUGUUGUGCAUAAAACCAUGGUUCUUUCUUCUGUGAAACACACAAGAAGAUAUUUUGAGUGCAAUCUGUAAAAAAAUUAAAAUUUUAUGUCAGAUGGAUUGACAGAAAUAUACCGUAAAAUAAUAUUUUUCCCCUGUAAA
This is a messenger RNA of Triplophysa rosa, 1882 nucleotides long. RefSeq names its product vertebrate ancient long opsin b (gene valopb). The transcript has 5 exons. The coding region runs from base 1 to 1146 and encodes 381 amino acids. Gene Ontology annotation, cellular component: membrane; photoreceptor outer segment. Gene Ontology annotation, molecular function: G protein-coupled receptor activity. The record is from RefSeq and is a predicted model, not a curated record. Lineage: Eukaryota; Metazoa; Chordata; Actinopteri; Cypriniformes; Nemacheilidae. Gene Ontology annotation, biological process: G protein-coupled receptor signaling pathway; visual perception.